Molecule: messenger RNA, 1710 nt
Organism: Saccharomyces cerevisiae S288C
Lineage: Eukaryota; Fungi; Ascomycota; Saccharomycetes; Saccharomycetales; Saccharomycetaceae
Gene: HXT8
Product: hexose transporter HXT8
Exons: 1
Coding region: 1-1710 (569 amino acids)
Biological process (GO): fructose transmembrane transport; mannose transmembrane transport; proton transmembrane transport
Cellular component (GO): membrane
Molecular function (GO): transmembrane transporter activity; D-glucose transmembrane transporter activity
Source: RefSeq, marked reviewed
AUGACUGAUCGUAAAACCAACUUGCCAGAAGAACCGAUUUUCGAAGAGGCAGAAGAUGAUGGCUGCCCUUCGAUAGAAAAUUCUUCACAUCUGUCAGUACCUACAGUGGAGGAAAACAAGGACUUUUCCGAGUAUAAUGGGGAAGAGGCAGAGGAAGUUGUUGUUCCAGAAAAGCCUGCUUCAGCCUAUGCUACUGUUUCUAUCAUGUGUUUAUGUAUGGCUUUCGGUGGAUUUAUGUCCGGUUGGGACACAGGUACGAUUUCUGGUUUCGUCAAUCAGACUGAUUUUUUAAGAAGAUUUGGUAAUUAUAGCCAUUCCAAGAACACUUACUACUUAUCUAAUGUGAGAACUGGGUUGAUUGUGUCCAUCUUCAAUGUGGGAAGCGCCAUUGGCUGUCUUUUCUUGUCUAAAUUGGGUGAUAUUUACGGCCGCUGCAUGGGUUUGAUUAUAGUUAUUGUCGUUUAUAUGGUUGGUAUUGUCAUUCAAAUUGCCUCUAUAGAUAAGUGGUAUCAGUAUUUUAUUGGAAGAAUUAUCGCUGGUAUAGGUGCUGGUUCCAUUAGUGUUCUUGCCCCGAUGCUUAUUUCGGAAACUGCGCCAAAGCAUAUCAGAGGUACGUUGCUAGCUUGUUGGCAAUUGAUGGUGACUUUCGCAAUUUUCUUGGGUUAUUGUACCAAUUAUGGUACCAAGACUUACUCGAAUUCUGUCCAGUGGCGUGUUCCGCUUGGUCUAUGUUUUGCAUGGGCUAUUAUUAUGAUUGGUGGUAUGACGUUUGUUCCGGAAUCUCCUCGGUUUUUGGUGCAAGUCGGUAAGAUUGAGCAAGCUAAAGCUUCUUUUGCCAAGUCGAACAAGCUUAGUGUUGACGAUCCUGCUGUGGUUGCAGAGAUUGAUCUUCUUGUUGCUGGUGUGGAGGCAGAAGAAGCAAUGGGAACUGCUUCAUGGAAGGAAUUAUUUUCGAGAAAGACUAAAGUUUUUCAACGUUUAACGAUGACAGUCAUGAUUAACUCUCUGCAGCAACUAACCGGUGACAACUAUUUCUUCUACUACGGUACUACUAUCUUCAAAUCUGUCGGUAUGAAUGACUCUUUUGAGACUUCAAUUGUCUUGGGUAUUGUGAAUUUUGCUUCUUGCUUCUUUUCACUUUAUUCUGUUGAUAAGUUGGGCCGUCGUAGAUGUCUUUUACUUGGAGCAGCCACCAUGACGGCGUGCAUGGUUAUUUACGCCUCCGUUGGCGUCACAAGACUAUAUCCGAACGGUAAAAGUGAACCAUCAUCUAAAGGUGCUGGUAAUUGUACGAUUGUUUUCACGUGUUUUUACAUUUUCUGCUUUUCCUGCACCUGGGGACCUGUAUGUUAUGUGAUUAUUUCUGAAACAUUUCCAUUAAGGGUGAGAUCCAAGUGUAUGUCCGUUGCAACAGCGGCCAACUUAUUGUGGGGGUUCCUAAUCGGGUUUUUCACUCCUUUUAUUACUUCGGCAAUUAAUUUCUACUACGGUUACGUUUUCAUGGGUUGCUUAGCGUUUUCAUAUUUUUACGUCUUUUUCUUUGUUCCAGAAACAAAAGGUCUAACUUUAGAAGAAGUUGAUGAGAUGUGGAUGGACGGUGUAUUACCUUGGAAAUCUGAAUCCUGGGUACCAGCUUCUAGAAGGGAUGGUGAUUAUGAUAACGAAAAAUUACAGCAUGACGAGAAACCCUUCUACAAAAGAAUGUUUUAG